CCCCCGGCUCAUAACCGGGUAGUUGGAGGUUCGAGUCCUCCAAGAUCCACCAAGAUUUUUAUGGCAGGCAAAAAAGAUUAUUAUAACAUACUUGGUAUAAAUAAAAAUGCUUCUCAACCUCAAAUCAAAAAAGCCUAUCACAAAAUAUCCCAAAAAUGGCAUCCAGACAACAAACCGACUUAUUCAGAUGGCAAAGAAGGUCCUGAAUUUGAAUGUGCUAGUUGUCAUAACCAAUCUACUUAUCAUUAUCACGAAAUGUCCGAGGGAAACAAAAAAUAUAUUUUCUGCGAUUAUGGUUGUCUGUUCGACUGCACUAAUCCGCUUUGUAUCAGCGGAGGAAAAUGUUACAAAUUUUUAAUUACUUCGCGAAGUGAGAAAGGUAAAUUUUGUUCGCGAGCCUGUCUUAAAGAUUUUCGAAAAAGGAGAGAUGACUAUGGAAAUUAUGAACCUCCUGAUUCAAAUUUAGGCAAUUGUUAUAAAUGUGGUAAACCAGGAGAAUAUACUCUGGAAGGGGGGGGUUCUAUUUGUGCCGAUUGUGUUGCUGUGAAAUGUAAGCAAUGUGGCAAAAAGGGGGUACCCUUGCAAAGAAGCAGUUGGAUAAGUUAUGAAGUUGAUAGUGAGGGUCAAUCAGAGGGGGAAGGUGAGGAAGAAGGUUUUGAGUCGCCAGUGGUAAAUCCCCCACUCAACGGAAACGGAAGAGGAGAAAAUGAAAAUGACAUGGGGGGUUUAGGUGAUAGUGCUAACCAUGGUAACCACGACUCUCAUAAUAAUUCCAACCAAAAUGGAGACCAAGAAAAACCAGAAAAAGGCGAUAACUCACCAAACCUUCCAGAAAUUCCCAAUCUUGCUUUAAUCCAGAAGCGAGCCCAAGCCGAACAAGAAAUAGAAAAGAUAAUGAAAGUUAAUUCUAUCUCUAAGCAAGAAAAAGAGGAAUUAGAAAAGAAAUUUUGCUCAGGUGAAAAAUUAACGAAUUAUCUUAAAAAGUUAGAUUCUCCUAUCCACAUUGAGCAAUUUAUUAAUAAAAUAAAACAAGCGGUUUUGAAAUUAAAAUUAUCUAAGCAAGGCAAUUUAACCAACGAUAAAGCUUGUCCGGAAAAUCCUACUCCUUCGGAAAAGGCUAAAUAUGAACUCUGUGAAAAGAUAUUAGGAUGUCAAGAAGACAACAAUUUAUCAGACGAGGUAAUGACUAGAAAACUCCAUUUAACUCAAACCGAGUUAGAAGAUAUUUUAUUUUGCCGAAUAAGUAAGUUUACUUUGGACUACUUAAUGAAUGUGGCCAGCAAAUUAUUUUUGCCAGAUGAAAUAAAGUUAAUUGUAGAACCUAAAAAAGAUAAUUUACAUGCCCGAACUGUUUAG
Molecule: messenger RNA, 1356 nt
Organism: Funneliformis geosporum
Lineage: Eukaryota; Fungi; Glomeromycota; Glomeromycetes; Glomerales; Glomeraceae
Source: the annotation of a GenBank genome assembly